Molecule: messenger RNA, 915 nt
Organism: Daktulosphaira vitifoliae (grape phylloxera)
Lineage: Eukaryota; Metazoa; Arthropoda; Insecta; Hemiptera; Phylloxeridae
Exons: 5
Coding region: 131-661 (176 amino acids)
Source: RefSeq, a predicted model, not a curated record
UUUAUAACAGUAUUUAUAAUGAUGACGAUUGUCUACUAUUUUGAAGAUUUUUCCAACGUUAAUUAAAACUUUCUUGUCAUUUGUAUUCUAUCAUUUAUAAUUCUUAAAAUUCUUUUUAGACGAAAUCAUUAUGAUUUAUUUAAAAGUUGGUAUAUUUAUAUUAUCAUUAAGCUUUAUUUGCGACACGCAGAGUUCUGGGCUAAAUGCAAAUGACAUUGCUAUCUAUGAAAUACUUAUAAAGAAUUUUUAUAAUACACCAAAUAUUAUACAGACUUAUCUGAAUAACGUUGGAAUCGUAGACAAAUUCGCUAUGUUUAAUUGGAACGAACCAUCAAAUAUCAUGAUCGAUAAGUGCUUGAAUAUUUUGGCAGAAACAGAAAAGAGUGGCGAUAACGAUAGUGAAUUUGAGAGAUUGACAAUAAAUGACGUAAAAAACAUCACUAAUAUAUUUCACGAAAAAGAUGAUAUGAAAAAUGGUGUAUUGAAUAAAGAUCAAUGCUAUUCCUUAAUUGAUGAUCUUUACCACACGGAAAAUAAUAUAAAAAAAUCACGUUUUUACGGUGAAGAUGCAAGAAAAAUGAAAAAAGCAUUUGAAAAAAACCGUAGUAGAUUGUCAACAUUUCAACCUAGCAGAAGUAAUGAAAACAAUUUUAAAAAUUAAAGCGGAAGCUAGCGGAAAAAAAUUUAAUUUAUUUAUGCUAAAUGUUGAAUAGUAAUUAAAUAGUAACUAUUAUAUUAAUAAUAUAAUAACAAUUUUAUUUUCGGUUGAUAUCAAAAUAUAAAUUACCACAAACAAAAACUAUUUUAUAUUAUAUUACACAGUAUACGCAAUAUUUACUAAUGAUAAUAAAAUAUUGUAAUUAUAAUAUGAGUGUAAAAAUGUAAUUAAAUUGUAUCACGAUAAAUAAAUUGAUA